AUAAUACUAUUUAGAACUAACCAAAAAAGAAGGAAGAAAGGAACAAUAUGGCAAAUGUACUUCCUUUCUGAUAAGUGAGCUAUGCGUAAAUAGGCUUGAUUCAUACAAUCACAUCAGACAUUUAAAGAAAAUAAAAAAAAAAUGGCAGACGAUACCAAAAUUGGAGGAGGGCAGGCGAUGAAGCGCUGUUGUGGUUUCCAUUGGAGGGGUAAGGCGACCAUUCUCAUACCUCUUCUUUUAUUGCCCUUACUGAUAUUUGCCUACCUUAACAACAACCCGGCUUAUAAAUGCAUGUACCUUGUGAUUAUUAUGGCGUUUUACUGGAUAACCGAGGUUAUUCCACUUUAUGUGACGGCUAUGUUACCGGUGGUUUUCCUGCCAUUAUUUGGUAUUUUGCCCUCGGAGACCGUUUGCCGCUUUUACUUCAGUGACACUGUGGUUAUGUUUCUUGGUGGCUUGCUGAUCGCACUGGCCAUCGAAUACAGCAGGCUUAAUCAGAGAAUCGCAUUGGUGGCUAUUCUGAUAGUCGGAUGCAGUCCAAGGCGUCUGCACUUUGGCUUGGUCAUGGUGACUUGCUUUAUAUCACUGUGGAUCUCUAAUUCGGCAACCACGGCCAUGAUGUGUCCCAUAGUCAAGGCGGUGCUUCUUGAAAUGGAAACACAAAAUGUGUUUGCCAUCUACAAGACUCAGGAAGAAGAGCCGAUGGAGGAAGGUAGUGUUCCGCACCCAUCGACCAUCGCAAUGUCCUUUUAUCUUGGAAUCGCUUACGCCUCUUCGAUCGGCGGUUGUGGCACCCUGAUAGGAACCGGGACAAACCUUACCUUCAAGGGACUUUAUGACUCGCGGUUCCCGAAUUCUGUUGAGACAUUAGACUUCCCCAUAUUUAUGGCAUACUGCAUGCCCUUUGUGGUCAUCGCACUCAUCUUGCUCACCUACUUUUCGCUUCAAAUCACCCAUAUGGGUCUCUUCCGGCCGAAGAGCAAGGUGGGAGCGGAGAUCAAGAAGGGCGCCGAGGGAAAGGAAGUCGUCAAGAAUGUGAUCAAGGAGAGCAAGGCCGCGCUGGGACCCAUGACCUGUCACGAGAUCCAGGUGGCAGUGGUCUUUAUAUUGAUGGUUAUCUUGCUUUUUACGCGAAAACCGGGCUUUGUUAAGGGCUGGGCUGACUUCCUGAAUGCACAAAAAAUUAUGAGUGGACCGCCGGUAUUUUUUGCAGUCAUCCUGCUCUUUGCCCUGCCUACUCAGUACACCUUCUUCAAGUACUGCUGCGGGAAGGCCCCCUUUCCCGGCCAGACGUUGGAUGCUUGUCUUUCUUGGGUCUAUUGCCUAAAGAAUACGCCGUUCGGUCUUUGCUUUCUACUGGGUGGAGGAUUUGCCUUGGCCGAGGGCAGCCAGGUAAGCGGAAUGGCCAAAUUGCUUGGAGACUCGCUGUCUUUCGCCUCCAAAAUGCACUCCGUAUUGGUGGUGGGCAUGUGCAUCAUUAUAGCCCUAAUCUGCACAGCCUUUACUUCCAACGUGGCCAUGUGCAACAUUUUAAUUCCGAUCUUUUCGGAAAUGGCCUUGGCCAUCAAAGUGCACCCCUUGUCACUGACUUUCCCAGCAUCUUUGGCCUGCAGUUUGGCCUUCCAUCUGCCAGUGAGCACUCCACCCAAUGCAAUCAUAGCCGGCUUUUCGGGACUCAAGACGAAGUAUAUGGCGAUAGCUGGAAUUUUACCAACCUUUUGGGCCUUCUGUUGUCUGCUAUUCACCGGAACAAUCUGGACCAAGAUUAUCUAUCCGGGCACCAAGGAAUUUCCCGAAUGGGCAAAAUGAGCAUUUUAUAUUAAUAUUCAGGUCUCUAU
Drosophila kikkawai is the source of this 1838-nucleotide messenger RNA. RefSeq names its product protein I'm not dead yet 2. Gene Ontology annotation, cellular component: membrane. Gene Ontology annotation, biological process: transmembrane transport; citrate transport. Lineage: Eukaryota; Metazoa; Arthropoda; Insecta; Diptera; Drosophilidae. Gene Ontology annotation, molecular function: citrate transmembrane transporter activity; succinate transmembrane transporter activity. The record is from RefSeq and is a predicted model, not a curated record.